Molecule: messenger RNA, 1805 nt
Organism: Micropterus salmoides (largemouth bass)
Lineage: Eukaryota; Metazoa; Chordata; Actinopteri; Centrarchiformes; Centrarchidae
Gene: pars2
Product: prolyl-tRNA synthetase 2, mitochondrial
Exons: 3
Coding region: 1-1452 (483 amino acids)
Biological process (GO): prolyl-tRNA aminoacylation
Cellular component (GO): mitochondrion; cytoplasm
Molecular function (GO): ATP binding; proline-tRNA ligase activity
Source: RefSeq, a predicted model, not a curated record
AUGGACCCCAUAAUGAAUCAGAUUUGGCCGAGAGUCUUCCAGCGCCUCCACAGAACCUCAGUACUUCCCAGGAGAAGCCAUUCAGGGUGCGCUGAACAUGCCACUGUUCCUGCCUCCACAAACUCCAGACAUAUGAAGCCCGCACUUCUGGUGUCCCGCCUCUACCAGCCUUCAAAUCUGCAUGAUGUGGGGCAGGACAGCCGGAUGCAAGGAGAGAUGACUUGUAAGAGCCAAAGGCUCAUGCAGCAGGCCGGGCUUAUCCAUCCAUCCAAUCCCGGUUGUUACUAUUACCUUCCAGCCACUGUCCGCUCCAUGGAGAAGCUGGGGAGACUAAUUGACCAAGAGAUGCAGGGGAUCGGUGGGCAGAAGCUGGAUAUGCCCAGUUUGUGCUCAGCUGAUCUCUGGAAAGCCAGUGAGCGCUGGGACUUGAUGGGAAAGGAGCUGCUCCGUCUGAAAGACCGCCAUGGUGCCGACUACUGCUUGGCCCCCACACAUGAGGAGGCAGUGACGACUCUUGUCGCUCACCAGACAACACUCUCCUAUAGACAGCUCCCUCUGCUUCUAUAUCAGAUCACUCGCAAAUUCAGAGACGAACCAAAGCCUAAGUUUGGUCUGCUUCGAGGGAGGGAGUUCUACAUGAAGGACAUGUACUCGUUUGAUGUAAGUGAAGAAGCAGCUUAUCAGACCUAUGAAUCUGUGUGCCAGGCAUACACCAGGCUCUUCGCCCGGCUGGGUCUGCGUUGCGUACAGGUGCAGGCAGACACGGGCAACAUCGGCGGUAAACUCUCCCACGAGUUCCAGCUGCCAGCAGAUGUUGGUGAGGACAGACUUCUGGUCUGUGGGAACUGCUCCUUCUCUGCUAACGUAGAGACCAUGUCAUCAGACAGAACUGACUGCCCACAGUGCAAAACUGGCACACUGGUAGAGUCAAAGGGCAUAGAGGUCGGACACACCUUUUACCUGGGUAAAAAGUACUCUCAUAUAUUCAAUGCCACCUUCAGCAAUGCCCAGAAUAAGCCUAGUAUUGCAGAGAUGGGCUGCUAUGGUCUUGGGGUAACCCGUAUUCUCGCUGCAGCCAUUGAGGUGAUGUCAACAGAAGAGGGGAUCCGUUGGCCAGGUCUUCUUGCCCCUUACCAGGUAUGUGUUUUACCCCCAAAGAAGGGCAGUAAGGUGGACGAGGCAGCAACCUUAGCUGAGGAACUGGUUCACACCUUGGGAGAGACCUUUCCUCGAUUGAAAGGUGAAGUUGUUUUUGAUGACCGUACACAGAUGACCAUUGGAAAGAGGCUGAAGGAUGCGAGCAGACUGGGCUACCCAUAUGUUAUUGUAGUAGGACAGGGAGCGCUAGAGGAAAUACCCAGGUUUGAGGUGAUCUGCCAGCAGACAGGCAAGACGAUGUUUCUCAGUAAAGAUGGACUUUUGGGUCUUCUGAGACAAGUGGAAACUAUAUGAAUAACAAAGCUGUGUAUGGAAAUAAAUGUUUUAUUUUGUAAAAAGCUAAAUAUGUAUGAUGUAUUAGAGAGGUGGUGGUGAAAAAGCCUUGUAAGUUGUUAGAUGUCAUAAUGACUGGACAUUUUUUGUUUUGUUUUACAAAGUUAUAAAACCUAUCACUUACAUACUUGGUGACAUUGCUGAUUGGCAUAAACCUAAUGUCUCAACAAAAGCUUUGAUAAUUGACCUUAUGGUAUUAAAUUGCAUUUGGUUUCCAUGAUGUAAUACACAAGAAUGUCACAAUGUCAUUUUUUCAGCCUUUUAUGUUCCCAUGUAAAUAAAAACAUGAACUUACAGAAGUCAACCAAAACGAU